CUCCCCCGCGAACAAACACAGCCGCUUCAUCAACAGGAAGCCCGAGCUAUAAAUACACAGCAGCUGCACGGAACAGUAUCCCAUGCUACGCCUCAGCUGCUAGAUUCCACCAACACUGCUGCGAACCCCUCUCGCAACAAAGGGAACGCCUCAGCUUGCCAGAGCUGAACGCAGCAGCCUAAUCGACCAACGACGGCACCCUCCACCGCCCAAGAAGCGAAGAAGCGAACCGAAACAAUGUCCAACGCUGUGCCAAGGGAGGCGACUCUCCCUGGGGGCGAAGCCGAUGGCCACUACGAUGGCUACCCGCCCCAGAAACCCCAGGCCAUGCCAGAGUCCCCCUCUAGAGAGUACCACGAUGCACCACAUACACCUCAUCAGGAAGCAGUAAACUUGGCAGGCUACCCGGAUGCUGCGACUGCACAGGCAGCAGGCUUCAAGACGCAGUGGACUUCCAACGGCGAGGAAGCUCCCACCUAUGCCCCCCAACGCCCCAUGGGCCCUGUCCGAACCCCCUCAAACACGUACAAUCCCGCAACAUCCCGUGUACCAGCAUCCUCUCAGCUCGCAGCACCGUUUACAGAUACGCUCCGAUCCUCCUCAAAAUCGCGACCCCGUCAAAAUGACAGUCGAUUCAGAGCGCAAGAGCGAGCUUACGUCCAGAAGCUUCGCCAGGACUACGACGAGUACUUCACCGCAUAUCCGACAGAUGGCAAUGACUCCGACUCGGAAGGAGAGACGCCAUCGACGGAAGGCCUUUUUGACGAUAGACUCGAUCAGGAAACCAUUAUGUUCUACGGUGACGAUAACCUGCUCCCUACCGAAGACGACAUCAAAGAUCCCGAGAACAAAGAGAGGCUUGAGUGGCAUGGCAUGCUCGAGGCUGUGCUUACCGGUGAUGUUGUCCGACAAGAGAAGAAACGUCUGAUUGGCUCCAGCGAGCAGGAAUCCAGCAAAUCUGCGCACAAGACGGAGCUUUGGCUUGGCAUUCGCAGCAAGGUCUGCGGUCGCCAUUUGCCUGUGCAGAAGCGCAUCGUAGAAGAGGCGCGUGCAAGUGUUGACAAGAUCUUGGACGAGAUUAUUAAUUUCGAGGUCAAGGGCGAGAGUGAGGUUGGCAAGUCUCCUCACGAGCAAGUCAAGGACGUGGUAGAGAAGAUUGAAAAGUGCGAAAAGCAGUACCCUUCGUGGCAGGCGCUGGUUUCGGAACACAAGACGGCCUCAUCGCCGCAAUACGAGGAGGCAUCCGAAGCCAUCCUGUCUUGGUACAACACAAAUGCUAUGAUCAACACCGAACUCUCUAUUCUGAAGAGCUGGGUCGGCAAUGACGAACUCGACUUUACGCGCACCAAGCAGAGAUCACCAGCAGUCAAAGGCAUCACAAGCGAUGAGACUUCGUUUCUGGAUAGGCUGAUCAAAGAAGAUGGCCUUCCAUCACUAUACAACGACGACGAUAAGCAAACGCAGAAUGGCAUGUUGCCACCCAUCUCCAAUAUCAUCCACAAGGCGAAGCAGACCCUCAUCCGCAACUCUGUUCCGUUUCAAAAGCUACAUCUUCCACCCUACCUCGAUGAGCUUCUGACGCUUAUUAGCUUCCCCUCUCGUCUUAUUGAAGAAAUCAUCCGCAUGCGUCUAGAAUAUGCUAGAAACGUUAAGGAGACUGCCUCGCAAAAUCCCAUGAUGCAAGACCAGAUGAUUUCCCAAUUUCAGCUUUUACUCAAGUUUGCUAUCCGUAUCAAGCAGGAGUAUCUAGCUAUUGAGAAUCCCGAACCGGGAUGGGACUUGCCGCCGUGCAUUGACGAGUCUUUUGACCAGGUCGUGCUCGACGCGCUCAAAUUUUACUUUAAAAUGCUCAACUGGAAGCUCAGCGGCAACAAGAACACCUUCAAGGAAGCCGAACUGCUCUUCCAAGAGUGGGAUUUUGCCAACAAUAUCGGCAGCAACCUCCAAAGAGGCAACAUCGAAGUCGCAGAACAGUUUAGUGGCCUUACGUUCAAGGCUUUGAAGCGCCUCAGCGAGACGUUUGAACGCGAGCUUCAAGAGAAGCCGCUCGAAAGCGCCGCCGAUAUGAGCAAGAGAUAUAAGGCUUGCUUAGAUUCCGUUCGAGUCCGACAGCGUAUGCUGCAGCGUUUCUCACGCAUGUUGAGUGAUCAUUACGAACACGCAUCCGACUAUAGCAUUUCAUAUCCCCCAGAGCUGAUGCAAAAGUUUUACGAUCAACUGUUGGCGACUGGGCAUUUCCGCGUUGACACGGGUGUUUUCGAAAAGAAUGAGAUAUACGUGAUCGCGUCGCCGGAGCUCCGAGACAGGCUGUACGAUAUCCAGUCCAUCAUGGCCAUCACGUCAAACGACUUUUUCCCCGAGGAAGCUGGCGACCCAUACGUGCUUAUCCUUCGCCCUGAGAAUCCCAUUAGCUGGUUUGGCGACGUUGUACAAGUUCCUCUCAACCAGCAGGACAUUGACCUGAAGCGCGGUCAGCUCCGACUAUGCGCCACAUCGUCACAAGCGCUCCCAAGCGCGCGCAGGGCUUUCCUAGACGCAGUAGACAUGCACGUCGAUCUUCUUCAGGAGACUCGCUCGAACAUUCGUAAGGUGAAUGCGCGACUCACUGAUAACCGACGCGUGGCAUACAAGCUGUCCAACACAUUCAUGGACAGUGUUGAGACGAUUCGAAGACAGGCUGCAGGCAAAGACUGCCAGGAGCUGAUUCAGACUUGCUUUAUGUUUGCGACGGAAUUUGGUCAGCGUUCGCUGCUCUACAUGGAUGCCAACCGCCGGCAAAUGAACAACCUGAAGCUGACCAAGCUUGCGUUGGACUGGAUCAGCUUUGUGUGCGACGAUUGCAUUGCUUCUGACCGCAAGACGUUCCGAUGGGCUGUGCAGGCUUUAGAGUUGGCUAUGGGCAUGACACGUGGCCGACACAUUCUGAUGCUCGGCGAGGAUGAGUACUCGCAGCUGCGAUCCAAGGUGGCUGGCUGCAUGUCCGUCCUGAUUUCCCACUUUGAUAUCAUGGGUGCCAGAUCAAACCUUGCAGCACAGGCUGAGAAGGAUAGGAUCGAGGCCAUGAUGGGUCAGUUCAAAAAGCUCGACAAGAAGCGCAUGUUGGACGACGACGAGGCUUCGCGUUGUAUUAGUGAGCAAAGAAUGAACGAGCUGGAAAGGGUGGAUGAGUUUCGGCAAGAAAAGGAGUCUGAGAGACGGGCUUUGGGCCGUGUCUUGGAGGGCAACACAGAAGCGGAUAGAUCGCUGGCGUACCUUUCUGCAUCUGCCACCAAUGUUACCAUGCGCUGGCAGCAGGGUCACUUUGUGGGCGCUGGUACGUUUGGCAACGUCUAUGCUGCCAUGAGCCUGGACACUGGCCAGCUCAUGGCAGUCAAGGAGAUUCGUCUGCAGGAUCCCAAUCUUAUUCCUACAGUCGCUGCACAGAUUGGCGAAGAGAUGAGCGUGCUGGAAGUGCUGGACCACCCCAACAUUGUCUCCUACAACGGCAUCGAAGUCCACAGAGACAGAGUGUACAUUUUCAUGGAGUACUGUUCUGGCGGCUCGCUGGCCAAUCUACUGGAGCACGGGCGAAUCGAAGACGAGCAAGUCAUUAUGGUCUACGCGCUUCAAAUGCUGGAGGGUCUAUGUUACCUGCACGAAAGCGGCAUUGCGCAUCGCGAUAUUAAGCCUGAGAACAUCCUGCUCGACCACAACGGUAUCGUCAAGUAUGUCGACUUUGGCGCGGCCAAGGUGAUUGCAAGACAGGGUCGCACGAUGGCUGCCGAUCUGCACGCAACAAAGCCCAACCGCUCCAUGACGGGCACACCGAUGUACAUGUCGCCCGAGAUUAUCAAGGGCGAGAACCUGGGCCGCGCUGGUGCCGUGGACGUGUGGUCGCUGGGCUGCGUAGUGUUGGAGAUGGCAACUGGACGACGACCAUGGGCCAACCUGGACAACGAAUGGGCCAUUAUGUACAAUAUUGCGCAGGGCAACCCGCCACAGCUGCCCAACUCUGAGCAGCUGAGCGAGCAGGGCAUUGACUUCCUCACCAAGUGCUUCAUUCGCGAUCCGACGAAGCGCUGGUCGGCGAUUGAGCUGCUGCAGCAUGAAUGGAUCAUGGCGAUUCGCAGCCAAGUGGUGGAGCCAGCAACACCGAGCGAUACAAACAGUUCGGCUUACUCGAACAGAGGAAGCGGGGCUGAGUGAAGCAGACCAUGAGCGAUGUUUUUUUUGUUUGUUUUUGUACUGGUAUAUGGGAUGUAUAAGAUGGCGCCUGCAAGAGCAAAGCAUACGAAAGGAAUAGCAGCAGCGCUGAAGGGCCAAAUGAGGGGGAGUACGUGGCUGUGUAUAUGAAUAUAAUAAGGAUCUGCAUAAUAUGAAAUACAACCCCGCUUGUAAAUACCACU
Molecule: messenger RNA, 4385 nt
Organism: [Torrubiella] hemipterigena
Lineage: Eukaryota; Fungi; Ascomycota; Sordariomycetes; Hypocreales; Clavicipitaceae
Source: the annotation of a GenBank genome assembly